Messenger RNA from Exophiala oligosperma, 1107 nucleotides. RefSeq lists its product as uncharacterized. The record is from RefSeq and is a predicted model, not a curated record. Gene Ontology annotation, biological process: secondary metabolic process. Gene Ontology annotation, cellular component: cytosol; cytoplasm. The transcript has a single exon. Lineage: Eukaryota; Fungi; Ascomycota; Eurotiomycetes; Chaetothyriales; Herpotrichiellaceae. Gene Ontology annotation, molecular function: hydrolase activity; carboxy-lyase activity. The coding region runs from base 1 to 1107 and encodes 368 amino acids.
AUGUACCCGCCUUCGUACAUCAAAUUGUUGUCGUCACGCACAACGGUCCCGUACAUUCAUCUACCGUCCGAACCUGGUGCUGACCCGAGACUUAUCAUCCUCGCUUCUGAUGAUGACCUUUCACGGCCCAAGUCAUCGCGCGGCCGGCCGGUCGACAGCACGUAUUCCUCCUUCGACUCGAAGCGGCACUUUAUGACCACGCACGGAAUCACAUGCAGCGUCAUCAGCCUCGCCAACCCGUGGCUGGACUUUCUGGACCCAUCUUCCGCACUCUCCACGGCCCAAGAGAUCAACGACGACCUCGAGAAGGCGUGCGCCGAGAAUAACAACUCUUCGGCGGCCCACAAAGGCGUGAAGCUCUACGCUUUUGGCUGUCUCCCGUUGUCCGCGCCGGCAAAGGACAUUGUGUCUGAGAUCCGGCGUCUCAAGACCCUCCCGCACGUCAAGGGCGUCAUCAUGGGCACGACUGGCUUGGGAAACGGCCUGGACGAUCCCGCCUUGGACGAUGUCUACGCGGCACUCGCCAGCACGUCGACGCUGGUAUUUUUGCAUCCGCACUACGGCUUACCCGACUCUGCUUUCGGCGGACCCGACGUGAUCGCACGCUCCGGGCAUGUCCUCCCUCUCGCCCUGGGAUUUCCUCUCGAGACCACGAUCGCCGUGUCGAGAAUGUACCUCUCCGGCGUGUUCGACCGUCACCCUAAGCUCGAGUUCCUGCUUGCGCAUUCUGGGGGCACGUUGCCGUUCCUGGCAGGCCGGAUCGAAUCGUGCGUCGCGCACGAGCGGGAGUUCAUCGCGAAUGGGGGCCACAAGCAAGGACCGCAGCGGUCAAUUUGGGACGUCCUGCAUUCCAAUAUCUUCCUCGACGCGGUGAUAUAUGGACAACCGGGGCUUAAGGCCGCGAUUGAGGCGGCCGGAAGUGUGGAUCGAGUCAUGUUCGGUACGGAUCAUCCUUUCUUUCCACCGUUGGGGGAUGAAAAGGAUAGCAAGUGGCUGAGCGUAGAGAGUAACAAGGCCGCGAUUGACGGGUGCUUGCCUCAAGACCAGGAUGCUAGAAGGAAGAUCUUGGGUGGAAACGCAGUGAGAGUACUCGGACUAGAUUUAUGA